AAACGCCAAAACGAAAUCACGAGGGUUUAUCACCCAAUGGAAUCGGAACACAAUCACUCUUAUAUCCGUAAUAGAAUAAGGUAGCUAAAGUGUUGUAAUAGCCUGUCUCUAAAGUUCUAUCAAAUCGUCAAAAUUGUCGGACCCGAAGAGCCGCUGAGAAGACCAUCAUCAUGGGUGAACCACAGCAGGUUAGCGCCCUGCCUCCUCCACCAAUGCAGUAUAUCAAAGAGUACACAGACGAAAAUGUCAGCAAGGGUUUUGCUCCCAAACCACCACCACCCAUCAGAGACAGCUACAUGAUGUUUGGCAACCAGUUUCAGUGCGACGACCUGAUCAUUCGGCCUCUAGAGACCCAAGGCAUCGAGAGGCUUCAUCCUGUGCAAUUUGACCACAAACGUGAGCUCAAGAAGCUAAAUAUGUCCAUCCUGGUGAACUUUCUGGACCUUCUGGACAUCCUCAUCAAGAGCCCUGGCAGUAUAAAGCGAGAAGAAAAGCUGGAGGACCUGAAACUUUUGUUUGUUCACAUGCACCACCUGAUCAAUGAAUAUAGGCCACAUCAAGCCCGGGAGACUUUGCGAGUGAUGAUGGAGGUUCAGAAACGACAGAGACUGGACACAGCAGAGAGAUUCCAAAAGCACCUGGAGCGGGUAGUGGAGUUGAUCCAGGGGUGCCUUGCCUCUUUGCCCGAUGACUUACCGCAGUUGGAAGGCACCGACAUUGCUGGGGAUGGAGCAAGGACUCUGCUUGUCGGGAGUGGUGUCGGGCCUUCUGUGCUGCCUCCAAGGCUGAAAAUAGAACCCAUAGAUGUAGAGGAAGCAGCGGCUGCAAGUUGUUUGGCGGCAGGUCACCAGAACAAGAUUACGCCUGCCAUAAAAAAGGGCAAAAUGUGGGACAAAGAUGCUGCCAUGUGCAGUAUCAUUGACAAAAUUGCCUAGUAUUUUCUCACAAUACUGCAAAUGAUUUAAAUCUAGUGAUUUAAAUGUAGUAUUCUCUCACAAUACUGAAAAUGAUUUAAAUUUAUUACUGUGCUAUAAUCACCCAUUUGGUUUAAGUUCAGUUUAUUUAAAAGCUUUGUGUGUAUUGUAUUGUGGCCUCGGGAGAGACGAUAAUCUAUCCAUUGCAUUUGCAAAUGUGUGAAGGACUGGGGAGGAAUCAACCUGAAAAUGAAACACAAAUCAGGUGGCCAAGGCCCCCCCCCCCCAUAUCUAAUAAAAAUAUGUUCAGCUAAAAGAGAAA
This is a messenger RNA of Syngnathus typhle (broad-nosed pipefish), 1236 nucleotides long. RefSeq names its product mediator complex subunit 7 (gene med7). Gene Ontology annotation, cellular component: mediator complex. Gene Ontology annotation, molecular function: transcription coregulator activity. NCBI's taxonomy places the organism in Eukaryota, Metazoa, Chordata, Actinopteri, Syngnathiformes, Syngnathidae. Gene Ontology annotation, biological process: regulation of transcription by RNA polymerase II. The record is from RefSeq and is a predicted model, not a curated record. The coding region runs from base 171 to 935 and encodes 254 amino acids. The transcript is spliced from 2 exons.